Molecule: messenger RNA, 770 nt
Organism: Exaiptasia diaphana
Lineage: Eukaryota; Metazoa; Cnidaria; Anthozoa; Actiniaria; Aiptasiidae
Product: ATP synthase subunit delta, mitochondrial
Exons: 4
Coding region: 50-544 (164 amino acids)
Biological process (GO): proton motive force-driven ATP synthesis
Molecular function (GO): proton-transporting ATP synthase activity, rotational mechanism
Source: RefSeq, a predicted model, not a curated record
GAUCUUUGCUAGACGCCAUCUUGGAUCAGGUGAAACAUUUCUCGUAGAAAUGCUCUCUUUUUCUCGUCAAGUUUUGCGGUUUUCUCGAAGACCGUUAGGAGUAACCUUGAGAAAAUGUCUGGCAACUGAAGCUGCUGAAGGUGGACCUGCUAUGGCUCUUACAUUCGGAUCGCCUUCUGAGUCUUUCUAUCACAAUGUAUCAGUGAAGCAAGUUGACGUUUCCACAUCUACUGGUAGCUUUGGUAUUCUACCUGAUCAUGUUCCUACACUCCAGACAAUACGGCCUGGUAUUCUAACUGUGUAUGAAGGAGGAUCAACCACAAAGUACUUUGUAAGCAGUGGUACUGUGACUGUUAAUAACGAUUCUACAGUUCAAAUCCUGGCUGAAGAAGCUCAUCCUUUAGAUCGAUUUGAUGAACAGUUGGUAAAUAAGCAACUAGAACAAGCCCAGCAGGAACUGUCAAGUGCUUCAUCAGAAGAGGACAAAGCAAAGGCAACUAUUGCUGUAGAAUGUGCAGAAGCAUUACUAAAAGCUUUACAUUGAUUGAUUGAUACUGGGGAUAGUCUUCUUCAAAGCCUGUUUUCGUAUUGGUCUUGCUGUGCACACAGGAAGCCCAUCAGUGUAACAGGCUGUGAGGGAGACUAUAAGGGAGUGUGUUUUGAUUGAGAAAUUGUAGUAAUUUUAUGGUGGAAGACAUGUUGGUGUCAUAUUUGGUAAUAGCUUGAUAUUACCACUACUUUGCUGGAAUAAACUUGUAAUUAAAUUGUUA